Messenger RNA from Wallemia mellicola CBS 633.66, 5239 nucleotides. RefSeq lists its product as hypothetical. NCBI's taxonomy places the organism in Eukaryota, Fungi, Basidiomycota, Wallemiomycetes, Wallemiales, Wallemiaceae. Gene Ontology annotation, cellular component: plasma membrane; exocyst. The transcript is spliced from 8 exons. Bases 578 to 3790 code for a protein of 1070 amino acids. Gene Ontology annotation, biological process: Golgi to plasma membrane transport; exocytosis. The record is from RefSeq and is a predicted model, not a curated record. Gene Ontology annotation, molecular function: phosphatidylinositol-4,5-bisphosphate binding.
UGGAAAGAGAAGAAGAAUGAAUUUCUAUGACAAAGUAACAAAACUAAUCCCAGCAGUCCUCGGCUGACUUCCUGGCUAGUCUACGGACAGUCUUCUUGUAGCCAGCUGGGUCUUCGCGUACUUGUUUGGCCGCAUCUACGUUCGCAGGUGAAUCUGUGCAGGGAGAAUCGGAAGAGAGAAGGGAAAUGACAGAUACGAGAAUGGAUUCUACACUAUGUACAGGCAGCCACCUCUCAGACGCAUCUUCCCAACCCCAUUCGUCAUCGCCUGGGGGAUGCAGAAUGGAAAUACAAAGUUCACCCUUUCUAUCGGGAGAGUUGUAAAUUGAAGGAUGCCACAAAUCCGUCAAGAAUGUCAUUUUUGGGGGCAGUAGAGGGUAUUCCUCUGGGAAACUCAAUUUAGCUUUCAGUAUCGCACCUUCAUAGAGACUAUCUACCGGUCCAAUGAUGAUAAUCUCCCACUCGAAUAGAUUGCUCUCAUCUACUAAACCUGCUGAGAAUCCAUCUACUGGGUGCUUUUUCAGCUGCUGGAGUUGUCUCGCUAAGUGGGUGUUGGAUGUCAUUCCUCAACCACCAAGAUGUCGCAACUCAAAAUAUCUGACCAGAUAAUAGCGUCCUUGUUUUCUGGUUUAUCUACAGAGAAGUAUCUUAGUCACUGUAAGAUAAUUGAAUCGAGUGAUCCACCCAAACCACGCUAUUUGCUCCUCGCUAUCGAUAGAACAACAAAACAGGCGAAUAUCUACAAAUCUAAAAGGAAUUCGAAUGGCACUUUCUCUAUUGGCAAGACAUGGCCACUCUCUAGUCUGCGCGCUGCCGAACUACUCACACACAACACUUUCAAAUUGACGCUUUCGAAGAGCUAUACCUGGAAAGCAGAGAGAGUGCACGAGUUACACCCAUUUUUAGAUGCUCUAAUAGAUAUCUAUAACGGCACAACUGGCCAACACAUCGCCCUCAUCUCUCACAACACUGCUCCUCUGAAGUUUAAGCCUUCUUCUCAGCAACUGAGGCAGCAAGAGCAGCCAGAACAACCCAGGGAGGCGGCGAAGAUCCCCCAGAUACCCCCUCAGGCUCCUCCGGCUCAACCACCCCCUCAACCGUCUAGACAAACUGAAACACUCUAUGAACCUGUUCAAGAGCUCCAACAGCCGGUGGAACAGCCAGUGGUCUCUAUUGAGCAGAAAGCACCACAACAACCAGUCAGGCAUCCUCAAGUAGUAGACCACAUACCACAACAGCCCCAGCAAUUAGCGAACGAUAUCCCCAAACCUAAAAGGGAUAACCCACCAGCGCGUCCAACUAAACAGCCUGCUCCUGAACCACCAUCCGUGCCUACUAUUACUCCAGUGCCUACGAUUAGUCCAGUGCCUAGCCAAUCCUCUCCUCAACCGUCACCACAACCAACUCCUCCACAGACUGAUCCUCCGAGACUCUCAGUAGACACGCAGACGACUCAACACUCACAAAGCAACCACAGGUUGACACCAAAGCAAUCAUUCGAGAAUUCAACCUCUCCGAUUAUACAAAAACGCUCACAUAGACGCAAAAUUUCUAGACCUUCAGAUGCAAGUCUUGGUGAUGCAUUCACUAGUCUCGCAAGGAAGCCCUCAAAUGUCUCAGCACCUGAUAGUUUCAAUGAUAUACAACACAUCGACGAAGCGCUCGGUGGCGCAAAUUGGAGAAGCUUGAGGAGUGUAGCGCAGGUAGAUUCACAUACGAUAGACCAGGAGGACGAAAGCAAAUUAGCUAAUGAAAUAAACAACGUCGAAGCCGCUAUGAUAAGAAGUAUAGUCUCAGAUCAGGAUGAUUCUCUUGACUAUCUCUUUAACUAUUUAGACACAAAUCUGGGUGAAUUGGAUGACAUGGACGCCCUGGUUGGUAAAUUUAGAGCUCACUUAAUGUUAGUUGGUGAAGAUAUCGCAUACGUUGAAUCACAACGCGGCAAACAAGCUCAAAGUAACAACCAACAGGCGUUGAUCAAUGAAAUGGAGAAACUCGAAGAGUUGUCUAGUGCAGUUAACGUCGACCAAGCUGACUUAAUUGUACUUACUAAGGAGAGUCUCGAAAGCGAUAAGGGUAUUGCCGCCCUUGAAAGAGCUGCUGCCACACUUUACAAAGCCAUUAAAGCCAAUGAUGAACAAUACGAUGAAAAGCGCGUCAAUGAAUAUAAGACAAUAAUGCUUCAAUUCGCAAAGAGAAUGCUGGAUUAUCUCUCCAUCAUGUUUAGAUUUCAAGUUGACAACUUGCUAAAUGAUCCAUCACGUCAAAUUAGCGAAAGAAAGCCCAAGAUACGCUCGCAUGAAAAAAUGGAGACUUAUCUGGGCAGAUAUUGCGGUCUCGUGCUUUUCCUGCGAGAGAUGGAUCAAGCGAGGUACCGUGAAGUGUGCGCCAAUUACUUCAGCUCUUCGUCAGAAUUACACAGCAAGGAAAUGAAUAAACUCUUGGCUGUUUAUGCGAACCUCACUCGCAAGGCUACCGAAGAAGAGAGUGAUGCAAACUUCUCAAAUCCAAUAGACAGCGCAAAUCAGGGCGCGCGCAAGAGAAAUGAUAAGAGAUUAGACGCCAAGCGGAGUAAACAGGGUGAUAGUAUGCCAGCUCAUGAGUCGCUAGCGAAGGUCCUAAAUCAAGUGUCGACUCAGAUGAAAGGCGAAGAGAUAUUUCUCCAAGAUUUAUUGGCUAUUUUAAGCACCCCACCUACAUUUGCUGAGUACGUUGACCUUGAGGAUGUUUACAAGCGUAAAGCGAGAGAAGCACUUGCAGGCAUUGAUUUUGGCCCCUUGUCAGAUCUGAAAAACGCGUUCGAGUUGAUAUUCGCAUUUUUCGCGCCUUCAUUACAGUCUUGGAUAGAUGGUGCCCUAGUAAAGGACAAUAUGCAAAUUGUCGGUAUGAUUGCCCAACUGGAGAGAGCGAUGAAGGACGCAUACGGGAAAUCACAACCAUACCUUCACUCAUUACUCAAGAAGCAGAAGUCACGGUUGAACAAUAUGUUCUCAAAAUACAUUUCUGAUCAAAUCAAGGCGAUUGAGAAUACCAAAUUGACGACGAAGAAGCGCAAAGGUGUUGCCCCAUUUAUACGCAUUAUACCGUCAUUUGUUGGUAGAAUUGAGCAGCAGCUUUACAACAUUGGUGAUGAUUGGGAGAUUCGCAUAAACGUGAAUGAUGCAUAUGACAAAAUAAUAGGGCGGAUGUUUGACUCGCUUAAGCAUAUUGCACGUGAGGAGGAUAUGCAGGAUGUCGCAAGUGAGGACAAAGGAGCGCUCAAUUUGCAUGUGAUCAUGAUAGCCAAUACUCAUCAUUUCCUGCAGUCGUUCAAGGCAAAGCCAAUGAAACCGUUGACGCCAUUCAUGGUUACUGCUGAAGGACUCUAUUCAUCGCAUAUGGAGGGUUACAUAAAGCUUCUUUGGAGAAGACACCUCGCAAAACAAAUUGACUACUUUGACGGACUCGAAAAGGCUCUCAAGGGCACGAAGGCAACUGAGAUGGUUAGCCAUCCUCUUUAUGGUAAGAGCGUAUACAAAAGAGUAGUCAGGGAUUUCAGCUCGAAGGACCUCAAGAAGGCUACAGAAGCUUUACACAAACGUGUAGAGAAACACUUUGAUGUUAAUGUCGAAGAUGAAGGUAGUUAUCAUGAAGUCGUCAAGGUUAUUGACGCCGUUUGGAAAGCCCUUGAGGAGGAUAUUACUACCAUUACCAAGAAUUGGAAUGAGCUUAUACAGAUUUGUUUCCCAAAUCUCGAAGGAUUACACUAUACCCAGACCGAUAUUCGACUGUCGUUUAAAAAGAGCAAUUAGAAUUGUGUAUAUUUAUGAAUAUGCUUUAUGCUUUAAUUAUUUUUAACAUUUUUAACAUCAGCUGUUAUGAUAUCAACUCAGCUGCAUUGCGAAAAUCAGUGAAAGAAUAAAAAAUACUAAAGAAUGCUGAUCCACGGAGUAUGCGCGGAGAACACCCAUUAGCAACGGGUCUAGAAAAAAAAUCCGGCGAUUUUGGUGAUAUUCAAUUGGUCAGCUCGUCUGUUGACGUCACUGAAAAUUUAGAAAUAACCGAUCCGGAUGGGUUUGAGAUGUAUAUAAAAAGGGCUGUACUUCCUCUUUGUCUAAAACCUCAAGAACAAAUAGCAAACUAGAAAAAUGGCAGCAGAAGUGGCACGCAAUAUAGAAUUACCAAACAUCCACAACAACACCACAGGCGCAAAAGAAGUACCAGAAAAGGGAUACAAAUUGACAAGCAACGGUGGUCCAAUUGAUGACAAAAACGUUGCUUUCCUCAAAGAAACUGCAAAGGAUGCACCCAUUGAUGUUAUUAGAGAAAGAUAUGAAAACGAUGGAUAUGUCUUAGUCAAGGGUCUUUUACCAAUUGAGGUGGUCAGAAAGAUGAGAAGAGACUACUUUGAAUUCGUAAAAUGCACUGGUAUCCUCAAGGAGGGUACUGACUCCGUUGACGGUAUUUUUACUGGUGGUCCACCAAACAAGUUCGGUGGUCCCGGCUCUGCCAACACCGGUGAAGGCACGCUGGACCCCCAACAAGUGGAGUUCUUGAAAAGAGCAACUGAAGCUCACUACUCGGAAUUCUAUGACGAGUUCCAGAAGACACCAGAGCUCUAUGAAUUCGCUAGGAAGAUUACCGGUUGGCAGAAUAUCCUCCUCUUACAGCGUCAGAUGUUAAGAACUAAUGUCAAAGGUUCAGAAGCCACUGCGGUGCAUUAUGACCAAAUUUUCCUCAGAGGUGCUCUCCCAACUAGCUUGACAGCCUGGAUACCAAUUGGAGGCUGUAACGUUGAAGGCGGCAGCUUGAUCUACCUUGAGAAGUCACACGAAAUUGGCCGCGAAAUUGAGAACGACUUCUCAGAGAGAGCAAAGGACUUCACACCAGAAGAGCGCUUAUCGGCUUUCAACAGCAAUAUGAUGCGCGGUGGUAUUCUUUCAGAUGACGCACAAGGAUUCGGAAAGGUCUAUGGCCGCAGAUGGCUCGUAACCAACUAUGAGGAUGGAGAUGUCAUCUUCCAUCAACCUUACAUGAUUCAUGCAUCUUCUGUCAACGAGACUGACAAAAUCCGUCUCAGCACCGAUCUUCGCUUCGUCAAUCCAGAUGAAGACUUCGAUAGAAGAUGGACUAAUAAGUGGUACGUCGGUGACGGGCUGUAAAAGCCAAAGCAGACGCGUCAUAUGACGCCCUAGCAUGUAUUUCUCUCUUUCUCGAUAUAACACAUCCUGUAUUCUUUUUCAUUGCGAUAUGAUGUCGAU